Molecule: messenger RNA, 2061 nt
Organism: Tetrahymena thermophila SB210
Lineage: Eukaryota; Ciliophora; Oligohymenophorea; Hymenostomatida; Tetrahymenidae
Exons: 1
Biological process (GO): RNA 3'-end processing
Molecular function (GO): nucleotidyltransferase activity
Source: RefSeq, a predicted model, not a curated record
AUGAACAAUAAGCAGUAGCAAACAAGUUUAUGUCAUCCUAAAAUUGAUAAUUCAGAAAAAAGGGUGAAAAUUUUAUUGAAAUUUAUCAGAGAAGAAGUUAAUGAAAGUAAUUGCAAACUGAUAAACACUAAAAAAUCCAACUCAUUUAGCAAGCUGAGACUUUACAUCAAGCAAAACCAGCAAAAGAUAGAUAUCUUAUUUAAUGCAUUAAAUCAAUCUAUAGAAAAAGCAAUCGAAUAAAGAUCUUUAAGUUUUCUUAUGAAUUAUAAAAAGAUAAUUUAAAGCUUUAAUUUCACAUAAAUGAUUGAUAUUCAAAGACUUACCUAGCUCGAUAGCAAAAUCAAUAAUUAUAUCUUUGAAAAUGAAGAGGAUCCUUUUUAAUUCUACAAUACUAAGGUUUACUAAAUCAUUAUUAACAAUAAAUUUCUUUUUAGAAACAGGAAAUUAUUAACAAUGAAAGAAAAUAAAAAGGUAAGCAUAAUUAUAACAAAUCAGUAAGGUGAUGCUUUAAGCAAUUCAAACAUAAAGAUAAACAAAGAUACUGUCAAUAAAUAACAAUUUAUAGAUUACCAAAUAAAAACUGAUCAAGACAAGCAACUUUGUUAAGAAAGAAUGAAUAAAGAAGACUGUUAAAAGGACAAUUCAGGUUCAAGCAGUACUGAAAAUAACCAUCUUAAUGGCAAUUAAUCAGGCAAGUGUUAAAACAAUUUGAAGGAGCAGGAUUUUUGCAAUUUAAACUCCAAAUUAGAAAGAAAUAAUUAAAAUCAUUUGAUAAGUUUGGCUUAAGGUGAAAAUUAAUAAAGCAAAGUUAAUGGAUCAAAUGAAGUAGAUAUUAUAUAAUAAUAAAAUAGAGGCUUAUAUAAAGAGAUAGAGAACAUAGAUAAAAACAUAAAAGGUAUGGAAGAAUAAAAGACUAAUGAAGAUAUUAAAUUAGAAGAAUUAUUUAAUUUUAUUUUUCCUACUUUAAACGAUACCUUUCAUCAACUGACUGAGUUAGAAAACAUUAUAUUCUUAAUGUCUAUGACUGUCAAUAGGCACUAUCACAAAAGACUAAAAUGCACUGUUUAUGGCUCUUAUAUGAUGGGCUUUUAGCUAUCUAAGUCUUCUGAUAUUGAUGUUUCAUUAGAGUUAGAAAAUUACCCAUAAAUAGCUAAUGAUUAAAAUAGUAAAAUAGAAUUUUUAACAAAACUAGAAGAAAAUUUAAAGCAGUCAGAUUAGCUUGAAGUAAAUUCGUUCUUUAAUGCACCAGUUCCUGGAUUUUAAGUGAGGAAAUAAUCAAUAUUUAAUAAAGAAUAUAAAGUUAAGAUAGAUUUUACAGUUGGAAACCAAGUAGGAAUAGCAAAAACAUCGUUAUUAAAAAUUUAUUCAUCACUUUCUAUAAAAAUAUAGUAGUUAGUGUGUCUAUUUAAAUACUUUAUACAGGUAAAGAAUAUUGAUAAAUUCACUUUAAGCUCAAUAGCUCAAACGAAUAUGGUUGUCUUCUUUUUGCUAAAGAAAAACUACGUUCCGAACGUAUAGAAGUAUUUUAAUCAAUAAGAAUAAAUGAACUACUUUAAUCACUAAUAUAUAAACGAAAUGGAUAUUAAAAAAGUUAUUGAAGAAAAUAAUUUAUUGUAAAAACUAAAUUCUACCCCUUUGUUUACUUUAUUUACAGAGCUAAUUACAUACUACCAUGACAUAGUUUCUUAAAAAUCUAAAUAAACUCUAGUUAUUUCUUUGCUUGAACCUCCUGCAUAAAUAGAUGAAAAUAGUGCUUAAUAUAAAAACUUCCCCUUUAUUAUCAAAGAGUAUUAUGACUAAAAUUAUAGUAUUUAGCCAAAUAUUCAAUUUAAUUUUAUAAAUUUCUAAACAAUAUUAAAUCAAACUCACUAAUUCAUUCAGAAUUAUGACUACUCAUCCUAGCUAGGUUAGUUUAUAAAUCAAAUCUUUAGCUACAGUACUUAAAAUAACAUCAACUAAAAAAAUAAACAAGAAUUAAUUGACGAAUUCAAUCUUGAAAUUUCAUCUAAUGAUUUUGAUGAGGAUGAUUCUGAUGUAGAUGAUUAUUACUUUUAAAAAUGA